This is a messenger RNA of Hyaena hyaena (striped hyena), 883 nucleotides long. RefSeq names its product oncomodulin 2 (gene OCM2). The record is from RefSeq and is a predicted model, not a curated record. The transcript has 5 exons. Gene Ontology annotation, cellular component: nucleus; cytoplasm. Gene Ontology annotation, molecular function: calcium ion binding. Lineage: Eukaryota; Metazoa; Chordata; Mammalia; Carnivora; Hyaenidae. The coding region runs from base 298 to 627 and encodes 109 amino acids.
GACUCUUUUGGAACAGCUGGGGGAUAACAAAGCAUGACGGAUGGUUUUAACCAUAUUGGCCAUUAUAUAAGUAAGACUUCAGACUCCCACCAGGUCCACCUCAUGACUAGUCAUUGUCCCUCAGGUGAGGUCAGGCUCUCUCAACUCCACUGCAGGAGACUUUGAUGCCAGUAAAUAACAAGCCCUGGGGAUUGAGGGUAAACAUGACAUACCCAGUCCCUACUUUCCAGAAGCUUCUGUUUUGUUUGUCCAUCGACAACAAGCAAGCAAGCACAAGAAACCAGAUCGUGGGGGAAAAUGAGUAUCACGGAUGUCCUUAGUGCUGACGACAUUGCCGCAGCCCUACAGGAGUGCCAAGACCCAGAUACUUUCGAACCCCAAAAAUUCUUCCAGACCUCGGGCCUCUCCAAGAUGUCAGCCAGUCAGGUGAAGGAUGUUUUUCGGUUCAUAGACAAUGACCAGAGCGGGUAUCUGGAUGAAGAAGAGCUUAAGUUUUUCCUCCAGAAAUUUGAGAGCAGUGCUAGGGAGCUGACAGAGUCGGAGACCAAGUCCCUGAUGGCGGCUGCGGAUAAUGAUGGCGACGGAAAAAUCGGGGCUGACGAAUUCCAGGAAAUGGUGCAUUCUUAAAAGCCCCAGGCUGUGGAGAUAGACACAAUCAGCCGGAAGGCCUCCAAAGCUCCUAGGAAUGGGAAACCCCACUACCUCCCCCUAAUUUAUUUACUCAUUCCCCCACAUGUGCUUCUCCAAUUUGCUCCCUGUUUUAGAGAGGAAAUAAGGCAGCCACUCAUGAAUUUCCUGUGGUCAGUAUGCCCUGAUGACUCCUGUAAGGCCCUUGGCAGACAAUGCCUUUAAAAUUCGUCCAAUAAAGAUACGUUUCUCAUCA